ACUGUUUACAUUUUGCAUGCGAUUUUUCUCUUUUUCCUCCUACCCCUUGGCGACCUAUCUAAAUAGGUCGCCAAAAAAUUGGCGACACUUGGCCUUGCCGUAGUUAUGAUAAUAAUCCCGCGAUUUUAUUUUCUGUUUUAAAAUAUGAAAUUUAUUCGUAUUAUGACAAACUCUUGGAAUGAUAUUCGAAUUGUGAGAAAUUUCUUCACUAGCUUUACUUUUUCGAAACUUACGCCUAAUAAAGGCUCUAAUGACUGGCUUACUAGACAGUUAAAUGAUGUUUACGUUAGAAAAAGUAGAUAUGAUCGAUAUCGUUGUCGGAGUGCUUACAAAUUAUUAGAAAUAGAUGAGAAGUAUAACAUAUUAAAGCCUGGUCACUCUGUCGUUGACUGCGGGGCUGCACCUGGCUCUUGGACUCAAGUUGCUGUUAAAAAGUUGAAACUAGAUAAAGAUUUGGAAGAAGAGGAAAAGCAAGGAAUUGUGAUAUCUGUCGAUCUUCAACACAUUAUGCCGAUUAAAGGUGCCAUCAUCAUUUCAGAAUCAAAUUUCACAGAACCUUCCGUACAACAAAAGAUAAGUGAACUUCUUCCGGGUGGUAAAGCAGACGUGAUACUCAGUGACAUGGCACCUAAGGCAAGUGGCAUGUCGCACAUUGACUCUGUCGAAAUAUUGAAAUUAGUGUAUAGUGCCUUGAGUUUUGCAGUAUUAACACUGAAAAAAAGAGGAGUAUUUUUAUGUAAAGUGUGGGACUCUAACGAAGUCGAAACUUUGUAUAGUAAUUUGCAAAAUUUAUUCACGACUGUAAAGCGUAUAAAACCAAAAGCAAGUCGCUCUGAUUCAUCUGAACUGUUUAUACUAGCAAAAGGUUUUAAAGGGAUAAAAUAAUUUUCUGCAACUCUGUCUGGAAUUACCACGUGCCAUAUGCGACAUUAGGCAGGGUGACAGAUUCUAUUAUGUGUAGCCACAUCAGGAUGCGUAAUGUUUUUAAAAAGUGCUUUUUUCAUUGGAUGUUUUUAAAAGGUGCUUAAUUUUUCCUUUUUCAAAAUGAGAUUUUUCCUUGUUGAUUUUCGCUAGGAAUUAUGCAAAAAGACGCAGUUCACAUUGUUCUAUUCAACGUUUUCACAAUUAAUUAAUUCAUCCCCAAUCUAUUUCGGCGUAUUGUCAGUCUGUAGCGUAUGAAAACGCCAUUCGUUUUACAUGGUUCAAAACUUCAUGAUUUUUGACACAAUUGUCAAAAACAAUGCCAAUAGUUUUUUUUUUUCUUCUUUUGGCAUGACAGUUGAAACAAGAUAAAACCGCCAAUUGUUAAAAAUUUUCCAACCCUGCCCAGUUAAUAUAUAUUUUUAAAGUGCUUAAAAAUAUUUUUUGAGUCCUUGAAAAGUGCUUAUUUUUUGAUGAAUAAUUUGGCUACGCACCCUGUACAUAUAUUAAUAAAUAUUUGAUAGUUUUUAUACCAUUUGCUUUAACUUAUUAAAGGAAAAUAAUAUAUUAGGAAAAGAUUUAUAACUUUUGAAUCUGCACAGUUCAUUGAACAAAAGUUUAUUCCUUUAAAUACGAAUAAAUAUGCUUAAUACUGAUAAAUUAUGUUUCUGCAUAAAGAUAAAUAAUGCAAUAUUUAAAAUAAUAAUAAACUUUUUUUAUAAAACAAAAUCUUGUCUUCAGUUUGUUUCUUGUUCAAAACUCAACCUUUUUAUUUUUCACUAUAUUUUUUUUAAAAAUUUGAAACAUAAUUUGAAUAAAAGGGUUUUGGACGGUUUAAACCGUGGAUUAAUCUAUUCUGUCCUAAACCUUGCCAACGGUACUAGGCUUAGCAAAAGUCCAGAUAGUUCUGAAUAUAUUUUUUAUUUAUGAAUAUAGUUUUUACUUAUAAAUAAUUUAUAAUUUUAGUAAAAAUUAUACGUUAAUUAAUUUAUAGAAUUUAAAAGUCAUAAAUAUGACAAGGAUGUUAAUGACCUAAAAAUUCAUAAAAAAAAAAAAAAGGCCUUUAAAAAUUAGAAGCUUUUAUUAAUCAUUAAAAAUGACUUUUAAGUUUUCCAAAACAUUUUUUUUAUCGUUUUAAUUGUAAACCUAGCAAUUUUACCUUUGUGCCAGUUGGGUCCCAUAUAUUCCUGCACCAUAUUGAUAUGUCUAGAUUUUUUAAUAUUAAUCCUUUAGAGAACCUGUAUUGGCUGAAUUCUAUGUAGGUCCGAUACUGGCUGUAAAAUAUCGUGUGAAUUGGACAAUUCUAUAUAGGGAAAAUAACGGCCAUUAUUGAGCCAAGAUUUGUACAAUGAGGGUUCAUCUAGAGAAUACUUGUGUAAAAAAAAUUAGGUUUAAUAAAUAUACAAUUUAUGAAUUAAUACUUGAUAAAUAUUUAGUUUCCAAGAAGUAUCGUUUUUAAAAAGUGCUUAAUUUUUUCCUUUACCAUGUUGAGUUUCGCUAAGACACUCGUUUUCACAAUUCAUUCAACCCCCCCUAUCUAUUGUUGUAUAGCGUGUGAAAAAGCCAUUCGUUUUACAUGAUUUUCGUCUAUGCCAAAAGUUUUGACAUGACGGUUAAAACAAUUGUCGAAAACUUUCCUACCCUGCAUAAUUAUGAUAUUUUUUUAGUGAUUAAAAUUAUUUUUUGAGUGUG
This is a messenger RNA of Parasteatoda tepidariorum (common house spider), 2613 nucleotides long. The record is from RefSeq and is a predicted model, not a curated record. Lineage: Eukaryota; Metazoa; Arthropoda; Arachnida; Araneae; Theridiidae.